AUGGUAUUUAACUCCAGAACCAAGGGCAUGAUGGAAUCCAUUAAUGUUGUGGUUGAUGAUUCAAUUAUUGUAAAAGGGACAGAUGUCGAUGAAGAUGUUGGAACAUCAUCUCAGCAGACUGAUGCUUCAGAAAAUAUGGAAGACAUUGAGUCCAACAUUGAGCCAGCAAGGACUGAAUCAGAUAACCCCCAAGCCAACAAAGGUCCCUCUAUCAGAAUUCAGAAAGAUCAUCCAAAGGGACUCAUUAUUGGAAAUAUUAAUGAAGGGAUCACCACUAGAUUCAGAUAUGUGAUAUCCAAUGCUUGCUUUGUCUCAAAGUCUGAACCUAAAAAUGUGAAGAAAGACUUGACUGUGGUGCACGAAACUCCAUUUGAUAGUAAGAAAGAUGACUAUGAUGAUAACAGUAUGUCUAUUGAGGAGGAGAAAAAUAUGUCUGAAGAAAAAGAUAUUACCGGUGUGGAGAAGGAUAAGUCUAUUAAUAUUGUAAAUGUAGAUGAUCUAGAUUCUGAUGAUGAGCCUAUUGUAAAGAGAUUGGCUCCGAUUAUUGCUAAAAGAUUAAGUAAUAGAAUAGGGAAGGUUGUUACGUCUGCAAGCAAGCCAUCUAAGGCUCCCAAGAACAGUGAUGAUGUUGGACCUGCUAAAGGUUGGAGCAAGGUUAUGGAUCCUACUAAGAAAAGGAAGGAAGCACCUUCAAGUGACUAUGAGUAUAAUGUUAUAUACCAAAAGAGGUUAGAUUUGGAAAGAGAACUUGGGAAGGAUGCCCUUGAGUGUAAGGAGGUAGUAAGUCUUAUUGAGAAUGCAAGAUUAAUGAAGAGUGUUGCUGGGUUUGGUAUAUGUUAUGAAAUGCUAGUAAAGGAGUUCAUUGUGAUCAUUCCUACGGAUUGUGACAAUAAGAAGAGUAAGGAGUACAUAAAGGUGUAUGUGAGAGGUAGACGUGUGGAGUUUUCUCCUAAGGUGAUUAACAGGUUUAUGGGAAGGUGUGAGGAUGAGAAGGCUGAAGUAGAAGUAACUAAUAACACUGUUUGCAAAUAA
Molecule: messenger RNA, 1032 nt
Organism: Lathyrus oleraceus (garden pea)
Lineage: Eukaryota; Viridiplantae; Streptophyta; Magnoliopsida; Fabales; Fabaceae
Exons: 3
Coding region: 1-1032 (343 amino acids)
Source: RefSeq, a predicted model, not a curated record